This is a messenger RNA of Cyphellophora attinorum, 1308 nucleotides long. Its product is annotated as Malic acid transport protein. Bases 1 to 1308 code for a protein of 435 amino acids. Lineage: Eukaryota; Fungi; Ascomycota; Eurotiomycetes; Chaetothyriales; Cyphellophoraceae. Gene Ontology annotation, cellular component: membrane. Gene Ontology annotation, biological process: malate transmembrane transport. The transcript is spliced from 2 exons. The record is from RefSeq and is a predicted model, not a curated record. Gene Ontology annotation, molecular function: malate transmembrane transporter activity.
AUGCCAAUCACUACUGGAAGACUUGGUGCUUCUCGUCGCAACGAGCAGUACCAAAGCAUUCCGCCGCCGAAAGGAAAUCUACCGCUGAGAAAGCGCCUCAAGCAUGUUACUUGGGCAUGGUUCACGCUGGUUAUGGCGACUGGUGGUAUUGCAAGCACUCUGCGUUCGGUGCCUUUCCGCUUCAAUGGACUCUACGCCAUCGGAGUCGUAUUCAUGAUCCUCAACCUCGUCUUCUUUGUUAUUAUCUGGGGCAUGAUGUUUUGUCGAUUUUACUGGUACCCGUACAUGUUCAAGCUCUCGUUUCGGCACCCAACAGAGUCGCUCUUCGUUCCCGCCGUCGCGGUGUCCUUUGGCACUAUACUUAUCAACAUCGUGGAGUAUGGAUCGGACAAGGUCGGGAGGUGGCUCAAUCGUGCUAUCCUUGGGCUGUUCUGGUUCGAUUCUGGCCUUGCUGUUACACUCAGCAUCACGAUAUACCUAAUCUUAUGGUCAACGCAGACUUAUACCAUUGCCAGAAUGACACCCAUCUGGAUCUUCCCAGCCUACCCAUUGCUGAUUAUUGGUCCGCAUGCUGCAGCUCUGGCACAGGAGAUGGUCAAUCCCAGGGAAGCCCUUGCUGUUGUCAUCGGCGGCUUCACUAUCCAGGGCAUUGGGUUCCUGGUUUCAGUCACAGUCUAUUCGGCCUUUGUCUACCGGCUCAUGACACACAAGUUACCCGCCGAGUCGCUACGACCAGGGAUGUUCGUGUCUGUUGGCCCUAGUGCUUUUACUGCUUCUGGAGUGAUUGGCAUGGCAUCGAACCUGGAUACUAUACUGUCUAAUUGGCCUGGAGGUUCAUACAUGGGUAUGGAUCCUCGACUUGCUGCCAAUAUUCUGACUAUCGUUGCCAAUUGGGUGUCUCUUUGGCUAUGGGGAUUGGCUAUUUGGUUCUUCUUUGUCAGUCUAGUGGCGAAUUUGGUCUGCCUUCGCAAGCCCGGAUCAUUACCCUUCGCUAUGACAUGGUUCAGCUUCAUAUUUCCGCAGACGGCGCUCACCAAGGCGACAUUUCGUGUCGCUGCUGCGUUCGAUGCUUUCCCACUUCAGGUCGUCGGUUGCGUUAUGACCGCAACUCUCAUCCUGGUGUGGUUCUUGGUCGUCGGAAAGAUGGUUCACGCCAUAUACAAGAAGCAAGUCCUUUGGCCAGAGACAGGUGAGGACAAGACCGAGGGUGGCUUCAGCAUGCCAAAAGAUCACGAUGAGAAAGUUGUGCUGGGUGACGUGGUCAGCACUUCGACGGAUAUUGGUAGUGGUCGGACGAAGUCUCGGUAA